This is a messenger RNA of Nilaparvata lugens (brown planthopper), 699 nucleotides long. RefSeq names its product mucin-2-like. NCBI's taxonomy places the organism in Eukaryota, Metazoa, Arthropoda, Insecta, Hemiptera, Delphacidae. The coding region runs from base 1 to 699 and encodes 232 amino acids. The transcript has a single exon. The record is from RefSeq and is a predicted model, not a curated record.
AUGGCUGCCAAUAGGCUGACGACUGCGCCUCAGCUAACAUUGUCGUCGCCUCCACCACAGCUCAUGGCUACCAAUAGGCUGACGACUGCGCCUCAGUCAACAUUGUCGUCGCCUCCACCACAGCUCACAGCCACCAAGAGGCUGAUGACUGUGCCCCAGCUAACAUCUUCACCGCCUCCACCACAGCUCACGGCCACCAAGAGGCUGAUGACUGUGCCCCAGCUAACUUUGUCGCUGCCUCCACCACAACUUACCACCACCAAGAGGCUGAUGACUGCGCCCCAGCUAACAUCGUCGCCACCUCCACCACAGCUCACGGCCACCAAAAGGCUGACCACUGCACCCCAGCUAAAAUCGUCGCCACCUCCACCACAGCUCACGGCCACCAAGAGACUGACGACUGCGCCCCAGCUAACAUCGUUGCCACCUCCACCCCAGCUCAUGGCCACCAAUAGGCUGACGACUGUGCCCCAGCUAACAUCGUUGCCGCCUUCACCACAUCUCACGGCCAUCAAUAGGUUGACAUCUGCGCCACAGCUAACAUCGUCACCGCCUCCACCACAGUUCACGGCCACCAAGAGGCUGACAACUGUGCCCCAGCUUCCAUCUGCCGCCUUCACCACAACUUAUCACCACCACCAUCAAGAAAAGGUCAAUGAGGGAACCCCAUCUGCUGUCAUCACCACCUUCACUGGUUGA